AUGGAGUCGGAUGCCCUGGAGAAAGACAUGUGGAAUGUCUUACUGAGAUAUGGUUUGGACAGGAGAAAACUUGCAGUUUUCAGUUCAGAUGAAGCAUCAGCGAUUGCACAUCAGAUUUGCGAUGAUCUGGGUCUUAUUUGUGAACAUGUUCAUGAGGAGAUUGUUUCAGGCUGGUUAGGUACUGUUUCUCAGUCGGAGCCUUAUCAGAAACGUCUACGUGGAGAACAUCAGCAUGAUCCUUUGCAUGUUGGAAGCAUUUUGCAGUCCAGUUUCACAAGGAAAUCAACAGCGACAGGUUUGACCGGUGCCUUAGGCAGCUCAAACAGUGAUGCAAGUUGGAUUCCAAUUAGUAGGAGGCAAAGGGUUACUGCUGAGCAGACGUUGGCAAAACAUAACCAUGAGGAGACUCAGAAGGAGAAAUGGGCAAAGGAACUCUAUUUGGAACUGUUAAAAAUUAAUGCACCUGUUUUGAAUGGUAUGGAAGUUUGUGUUAAUCAGGAACGCAUUCAUGUGGCUAUAGCUGGCAAGACACGUGCAAGCACUUUGAAGCGUUACGUCAAGGCUUGGAAGGACUGGCAGUCAUGGAAGCAUUUGACAUGGGGAGCUGAUUCUUUUGUACACCCUGGCAUGUUCUGUGAAUACCUUUUUACACGUUUCGAUGAACCCUGUGGUGCCACUAUUCCAAAUUUCAUUUGCAAAGCAGUUGCAUGGUUUGAGAAAACAGCUGGUUUGCCGGAGUCAGAAGUUGUUGCAACUACAAAGGCAGUUUGUCAGAUCAGGGAUUACAUAACUGAGAAGUUGGCAGCAGACACCCCGCCCAUCAGAAGGGCUCCACGGUAUCCGGCAGUGGCAGUCGAGUCCUUGGAGAUGGCUGUCAUGGACACGGAACAGACAGUUGGAUUCAGGGUCAUUGCAUGGGUGAAAUUGUUGAAGAUUUGGGGGGCACUUCGUUUUGAUGAUAUGCAGAAAAUCAAACCUGCUGAACUUCAUUUUACAGGACUGUAUGAUUUCAGUCCUAUUUUCCCUGAAGAACUGGCGUCUUUUUGGACAGAGCACAGCGAGAGGGCAACACUGCCUACAGCCUUGGCUAUGCUUGGAGUCGAGACCUCAAAGCGGGAUCUGGUAGGCAGAUGGAAACCAGAUGCAAGUGAUACAUAUGUGCGGUCAUACAAUGGUUUGGUGUCUCAACUUCAAGGAUUGUAUGGAAAAGCAAUGAGGAAACCACAUCGUUUUAAAACUCUGGAUGAAAUUGAUGUGGCAGAGAGUGCAGAUGCAUGGCUUCGGAACAGAAAAACGGAAAUUGCUGAAGAGGAGCGCAGUGAACUGGUCAGCAAGUUAAUGUUGGCAAUGGAUUCUUUUGCAUCAGAUGGCACCUGGGAGCAUCCAGCAGAACAACCUCCUGAAGGAACCGAGGGGGACGUCUUGGAAGAGGUUCAGGCGCAUUUCUUCGAGAAUGGUGUGGUGACGGUGAACAAAUUUUCAUCCUUUUUCAGGGAUGAGCAGGAUUUGAUAGAGGUUUUGCGCACCGAGUUCAACAUCGAUGCAGCAGCUUCACUGGCAGAAAGGGCACAGGUGGCAUCGGUUAUUUGCUCAUGGAAAGAUACUCUUACAAAAGCCAAGCGACAAGCGGAGGUGGAAGCUGAGAUGAGUACAAGGGAAUGGACUAAACCCAUUCCAGUGGGAGACUACGUCCAACUCAGGAAUUUCUUCCAAACAACUGUUGGACACGUGGAAGAUCGAGUCAUGCCUUCGAAAGAAUACCUUGAGAAAAAGCUGCAAGAACUGGAAAAUGGUGAAUUUCGUGCAGAGACGCUUGCAGAAGUGGUUUCAAAGGAUGAAAUCGACCCGGACGUUUUAGUCCCGAUCUUCGACAGCAAAGGAAGCCUUUCAGUCAAGAAAGGAAGCACCAAUGUACCGCUUCCGACAGGGCCAGAGCAGCUUCGCAGGAGGCUAAAUGUGAUGCAGAACUGUUUGAUGAUGUUGGCUCUCAAGCAUGUGAAUAGAGAAGAGAUACAAGAUGUUAGCAAAGAGGUCUUCGAUAAGUACAAGGACUACAUCUUGGGCGACUAUGUUUGGGGGCUCAGCUCAACGGAUCUGAAUGGUCAACAGAUUCAGACGCCACCAUGGAGCCUGGUAUUAUCAUAUGAGCAUGCAAUCAGAAAGCGUGCCUACACGUUGAUGCAGACGGAGAGGCUCAUGAUUGGGGCGGCUUUGGAAAAGGCAUGGAAAUGCCCUACCACGAAAGAGCGGCAUUUCAUUACACCGUUGGCACUGUAUUCAAAGAGAUCAUACACCCCGGGUACAAGCUCAACAAGCCCAGGGACAUGGAACCCGAAAGGAAAAGGAAAAGGCAAGAGCAAGACAAAGGGUCCACAGAAAGGAUCUGGACAGAGUCCCAAUGGUGAGAAGAUAUGCUACAGGUUCAAUGCGGGCAAGUGCAGUUAUCAGAAGUGCAAGUUUGCGCACCUUUGCAGCAAAUGUUUUGCAAAGGGCCACAACGCGUUGAAUUGCAAGGAGAAGCCAACGCCUGUAUGCAAGUUGGUACAAGACAUGGAUACAAUUGUCAUCUUUGAGAAUCCGGAGGAUCUAGGUGAAGAGGGCUGUAAACUGGUGAAAAACGAUGCCUUGUCAUCCCAACUGGUACAAUUGUGGUGCGACAGACUUCAUGGAGAAGGUUACAACACAGAGAACAUUCAACAUGUUGCGGAAGGGCAGCCCUUCAAAUUGCGACUGAUGGAAGCCUUACUGGAUAGGGCUGGGGACCCUGACCACAAAUUUCUUCUGCAGGGAGAAAGCGGCUAUCCGGUUGGGGUGUUACAUCCCCUACCAAGGACGCCACAUAUGUACGAGGAGCAGACUUCAUGGAAGCUGGAAGAUGACCCCUAUAUGAAAGCAGAGAUAUGGAGAAACAACUACGAUUCGGUGGGUGACCAUGAAGAAUUUGUAAGGGAACAUUUUGCAGAAGAGUGCAAAGAAGGCUUGAUGGAGAAACUAACUUUGGAACAAGCACAUGAGAGGUUUGGUUCGAAGGUGGCAAUUUCUUCGCUUGCAGUCUUGGUGGAGGAAUCUCAUGGAAAUAAGAAACGCAUCAUCCACGAUGCGACACACGGGACGAAGGUGAACAAUCGUCGCACAACAUCAAAGGAGAUGGAACAAGGACUUGGCCGAUUGGGCUUCGCAGCGAACGCCUUGACAUGGGAGAGGCCCUUCUUGGGGCCAUUAUAUGCCUGGUCUGCAGCAGUGAGGACAAAGAAAGGUCUCUUGAAGAUACCGGCAAUGUUACGUACAAUUUUUUGGUUUCUGGCUAAAAGAACUCGAGAUGGGGGCAGCCUACAAGAGCCAACUCCCAUCCGAACUGAUAAUGAAGCGGAUCUCGUUUUCUUUACAGAUGCAAAGGCUACAGAGCAGGGUGCUUGGAUAGGAGGCUUCUUGCAAUCAAAGGAAGGUAGCAUAAUUUCGUGGUUCUCAGAAGAGGUGCAAGAAAGCUGGGCGCCGUGGCUUUUUGUUCGUAAAGACCCAAAACGGGUAAUAGCAGCUUUGGAACUAUUGGCUACGUUGGUGGCUGUCAGACUUUGGGCAAAUGGAUUACAGAGAGGUGGCAAGGGCCGGUGUUGGGUGAGAGCUGGUACAGAUAACCAAGGAAAUUCUUAUGCAGUCAGCCGGUUGAUGAGUACAAAAUAUCCACUCACGGUGCUGAUCAUGGAGCUCUCAGAGACCCUUCGUGCCCGGAAUUGCGAACUAGAUCUUCGAUGGAUUCCGAGAGAGAAAAACCAACUUGCAGACGAUUUGACAAAUCAGGUUUUCACGAAAUUUCCCAUGGAUUGCCAUGUGCAGUUUGUUGGUGGGGACACCAAAUGGUUGGUCCUCAGUGAACUUAUGGAAAAGGCCAAUGAGUUUCACAUGGAGCUGGCAGCGGAGAAGAAACGUAAGGUCGCCGAGCCGGUAAAGACAAGGAAGGCCAAAAAGCAAAAGCUUUUGGAGCCGUGGUGA
Cladocopium goreaui is the source of this 3990-nucleotide messenger RNA. The record is from the annotation of a GenBank genome assembly. Lineage: Eukaryota; Dinophyceae; Suessiales; Symbiodiniaceae.